UGGAUGCUAAUUAGGGGGCGGGGCUUAGCACAGGUGAGCGCGGAUUUGAAUUUAGGCAUUAAACAAACAGAGCUGGGUGAAAUGUAAUGAACUGCGUUAGCUUUAGCUAAACUUUUACUAAACAUUUCUGAGGCUUAGCUAUGUAUAGCUAUGUGUAUGUAUAGUUAGAGUUUUUGUUGUUAGAGCCUUAUAAAGCCGGUGUUUCUUAGAGAAUGAGCGGCAGAAAGCUGAAGGUGGUGGGAGGGUUAAUGAAAGUCCCUGAGAGAGAGUUAAUGGGCGACAUUUUGUUGCGCGAGAGCACCGAACCGUCGCUUCCGGUGCACGUGAAUAUCGGAAAGCUGCUCAGGACGGAAGAUGGACAGUACAUGGACAUGGAGGACAGAGACGAUGCCGCCAAGAAAAGACAGCUAGCCAACGCCAAAGAGCGGCUCCGGGUGCGCAGUCUGAACAGCAUGUUCUCCUACCUGAGGCGGAUUGUGCCCGUGAUGCCCCGAGACCGCAAGCCCAGUAAAGUGGACAUGCUGAAGGCAGCGACCGAGUACAUCCGCCUGCUGUCCUCCGUGCUCAGCGACACCUCGGCACACAGCAACGGAGUUUCGAGCGAGCUGCUGGAGAGCAUGAGCAACUAUUCCCACUCAGACGACAGGUGUGCUGACCUGUGGAGUGUGGAUGACGUGCUUGACUCUCUGUCCAAUCCGUCUUUAUCGGUUACGGCUCCGUCCGUCGCUACGGCAGCAGAAGCGGAUGAGAUCGAUCUGAGCAGCAUGACCGUGCAGUGUGCCGUCCCUGUCUACAUCAUACAGGUCGGCUCUGACCACACGCUGAGGAGUUUUUACUGAGACAGCACGGUCCAAUACCAAAGGAUCAGUGGCGGCCCGAUAGCAGCAAAAACACGGUGGAUCAGAUAUCAGCGAGAAAAAAGAUUGAAUUUGAUCCGAUACUGUAACAAAUGGAAAAGAUUGGAAUUAGAUUUGGAACAGAUAUUUUUUUAGACUUGACUGUGGUUUUUAUUAGCAUUGAUUUUGAUCAUAUUUAUAAUUUUUACUUUAUUAUGUUUGUAAUAUUUUCAGUGUAAAUGAUUUUUGUGUGAAAGCUGUGGUUUUGUGGCAGUUAGCUUUUAGCUAUGACUAUUAUCCUGAGUUUUUUAUGUGCUUAAGUUUAAAAAAAAAAAAAUUAAGCUUAGUAGAAAAACAAAAAAAAAAUAUAUAUAGGAUGAGUAUCAACAUCGACAGGUUUCGGUAUCAGUAUUGGAAAAGAACAAGUGGUAUCAUGCCAGCUGUAGUUUUAACACUGUGUGGUUUCACAGUAUCAUGACAAGCUGUGUCUUAUUAAAUACGAGAGAGAGAGAGAGAGAAAGAGAGAGAGAAAAGAGAGGCUGGUGAGGGAACAACUGUUUAUAGCUGCUAUAACGUAAGUGACAACAGGAACUAACUUGCUUCACUGAUGUUUCACAACAUUGUAUAUAAUAAUAAUUGGAUUGAAAGUAUGAUGUCUUAUUCUUUAAUAAAUACAAAAUUGUAACUUGUAGUGAAUUGCUGUGGUUUAAGCAGAAUAAAACACUUGGGGACAUGCUGUUAUAGGAAAAUAAUCAGUGUCAGGGUGGUAACAGUAACUCUGCUUCAUCACGCCAGCCUCUUGUUAAUUAGUUUCCUAUAACAGCACAACAUGGAGUGUUUCAUUCCUUACAUCAUUUAUUGGAUUUUUUUUUUUUGGAGCUGAAGGAUUCAUACCGGAUGCUUUCGUCACACACUGCAAUAAAAUCCAGGAUCUAGAAGCCUCCAAUUUCCUUUCUCAUCAUUUUCUCUGAACGGAUUUGAAGAAUUGAUGCGUCUUUUAUCGAUUUCCGGGCAGGGCGUAGGACUGAGGGUUCGAGGAGGCAUCAGUUACAGUAUCGGAGUAGGUUCAGGGAAGGCUCUAAAAUUACAAACUGCUCCUUUAAAAUAUUACACAGCCCCAG
Pangasianodon hypophthalmus (striped catfish) is the source of this 1957-nucleotide messenger RNA. It is a transcript of the gene figla, whose product is annotated as folliculogenesis specific bHLH transcription factor. NCBI's taxonomy places the organism in Eukaryota, Metazoa, Chordata, Actinopteri, Siluriformes, Pangasiidae. Gene Ontology annotation, molecular function: protein dimerization activity; RNA polymerase II transcription regulatory region sequence-specific DNA binding; DNA-binding transcription factor activity, RNA polymerase II-specific. The transcript has 5 exons. The record is from RefSeq and is a predicted model, not a curated record. Gene Ontology annotation, biological process: regulation of transcription by RNA polymerase II; developmental process. Bases 213 to 839 code for a protein of 208 amino acids.